ACCCGCCAUUGUAAAGGAGAGAGGUAAUUGAAUACUCAAGUAAAGAAUAUUAUUGUGAGAUUAUAUCUUUCUGAUCCAUAUUACGUUCUUGGUCCACCAUCUGAUCGGGUUAAUCCCAUCAUUGGUGCUUCCAUUGAGAGAAAACUGUGAGAUAAGGCUGUGAGAUUAUGGCCGGACGAAGGACGAGGCGUAACACUGCUGCUUCCGCCCAGUCGACGGUGAGGAGUGACAACCCUGAACAGGGUGUGAUCGUUCCUGUCAAUGGGUUGGAAACAGCAUUGAAUAGUGUGGCUAACAUGAUGACCAACAUUAUGGAACGAUUGGAUAAGGCUCUUCUAGGUCCAUCCGGUACCCGGGACAUCCCUGCCGGGCAACCCCGCCAGGUCCUGCGUACUGCGAGUUCACCUAUCCUCCAAGAGCUUCAUGAUCCGGAGGAAGUUGAGAGGGAGAGACAGGCCAUUGCCAGACGCCGGGCGGAGGAAUUGGCCCGGAAUAGUAAGGUGAAUGGAGAUCGGGCCAAGGAUGCAAGCCGGAUCAUCGGCAAUAGAAACGAGAACCCUCGGGGAUCUGUCUUUGAAAGGAUGUCUCGCCAGAAGGCUCACCGAAACGGCCGUGGCGGGAGCCAAGAGCCGGUUCGGACAUUGGUGGAUUUGGAGGAGGAUGAAGUUCAAAUCCAAGCCAGGGUCCCAGCACCACGGGGUCUGGGGCCGCUGGUACCGGAAACGGGUGAAUUCCAAGAUCUGAAGCAGCAGAUCCAGGAGAUGCAGAGGAAGAUAAACAAGGGUCGAGUAUUCACUACCCGGACGAAUACUCCCUUGGCCCCGGAGAUCUUUGCAGAACCAUAUCCGCAGGGAUUCAAAAUGUCGUUCGUUAAGCGUUAUGAUGGGGAGUCAGAUCCCCAGGAACACAUAAACAGCUAUGUCCAGGUGAUGAUUGCCGUAGACGCCAGUGACGCACUCAUGUGCCGGUGCUUCUUGCAGACGGUUGACAGCAAGGUUGCGGAUUGGGUCAACCAUAUUCCUGCCGGGUCGAUCCGGACAUGGGAUGAAUUGGGAUUGCGGUUCCUAGAGCAUUUUGCCGGGAACUGUCGUCCCAAGAAGCAUUUCACUCACUUGGCUUCAGAUGGACUCCUUCAUACCGAUCUUACAACUCAUCCCCCGGAUACCUUUGAAGAAGCAAUGGUCCGGGCCGGGAGGUAUGUGACCCUGGAGGAGAGAAAGGAGGAGAAGAAAGAGAAGACUCCUAAAGAAGAAGAGAAGGCGAGAAAUAAGAAGCCGUUCAAAAACAAGAAGCAAGGCUUCCCGGAUGGCCCAAAGGGCACAAGUCCUGGGACCUCGGAGAAGCACAAAUCUACCAAUCCAGUCUUCACAUUGCCGGUGGCUAAGGUCAUGGCCCACGCUGCACAGCAGGGACUUAUGACUUAUCCAACCUAUUCUCAAAAGGUUUGCAAUGUGGAGGACACUGGAAAAUGGUGUGCUUACCAUCGCAAGAAUGAUCACAAUAUGGAAGAUUGCUAUACUCUGAAGAAUGAGAUGGCAAGGCUAACCCGCCGGGGUCAUCUGAAGAAGUUCGUACAAGAUGGGGAUGCGGGAAAUCCUGGGAACGCUCAGAAUGGAAAGCGCAGAGAUAAAGAAGUGGCCCAGGCUGAGUCCCGGGAGAAGCGCCACAUUGGGCUCGAAGAUGAAGAAGAGGAUUCGGAACCUGCACCGCAUCGCCAGAAGAGACACCACGGGUGUAACUUCAUCAUUGGAGGGAAUACUGGCGGAGACUCAGCCACAAGCCGGAAAAAAUGGGCAAACGCGGCGACGGUCAACAAGGUGCUGGUCCCAGAAGGAAGUUCCGUUAAUAUCAUGUAUAUGGACACGUACAAGGCUCUUGGUUUGACAAGGGAUGAAUUAUCACCCAUCAAAACUCCACUGACCGGGUUCACUGGUGACUCUAUUGAACCGGAGGGGGUAAUAACUCUCCCGGUUGAGAUAGGGGAUACAAAGGCCACCCGGAAGUUGGACAUGGAGUUUGUGGUGGUGGGGAUAAUCUCCAACACAAACAUCAUCCUGGGCAGACCCGGAUUGGAAGAUUUAGAGUGUGUCAUAUCACCUCGUCACCUGUGCAUAAAGUUCCCAACCCCCCACGGAGUUGGAAUCGCCAGGGGAUCUCAGAGAGUGUCCCGAGCAUGGUAUUUGAAGGCAACCAAACAGCUAGUCAAGUACGAUACCCAAGUGGGAGAGGUGACUGCACAGCUCCUGAGGGCUGAGGAAAAACGUCCCAGGGUGGAAGUUGCUGGCGAUAUUGAAGAAGUGGAACUGGAGCCAGGCACGCCAGGAAGGUUAGUCAGGAUUGGCAAGGGCCUGGGGGCUGAACUCAGAUCACGGGUGAUUUCAAUCCUUAGAAGAUUCAGGAGGGUCUUUGCAUGGAGUCCAGCUGAUAUGCCGGGGCUGGAUCACAAGAUUGCAGUCCAUCGCCUAAAUGUCCUGCGGGAUGCUAAACCAGUGAAGCAGAAACAGAGGCAUUUGUCGCAGGAAAGAAGAGAUUUCGUGAAGAGGGAGCCGGAGCCUGGAGAUGUUCUGACUCUAUACAUGGCAAUUGCAGACUGUGCCAUAAGUACUGUGAUCGUGAGGGAAGAGAUUGGGGCCCAACAUCCGGUCUACUACGUGAGCAAGACCUUGAGAGAUGCGGAGUUAAGGUAUUCCCGUCCACAGAAGGCCAUGUUAGCGAUCUUCUGGACAGCAAAGAGGUUAACCCCGUACUUUCAGGCUCACCAGAUUGUUGUGCUCACGAAUGAGCCUUUGGCGUCACUUACCCGAAGCCCGGCGGCGCCUGCCCGGAUGACCAAGUGGGCAGUCUUCAUCAGUCAGUAUAACGUGGAGUUCAGACCGCGUCUGUCAAUCAAGGGGCAAGCACUCGCCGACUUUCAAGUUGAGUGCACCACCAGGGAAAUGACAAGAGCCCAGGUUGAAACCCGGGUGGAAAAUGACUGGUGGGUAAUGAGCAUCGAUGGAUCUUCUGGGGCUCGAUCUUGCGGAGCAGGUAUCGUCUUGAUCACCCCAGAAAAUUUCCGGAUGUAUUACGCUAUCAGAUUUCAGUUCCGCGUAUCCAACAAUGAAGCUGAAUAUGAGGCCCUGAUCAACGGAUUGAAGAUUCUUGGCAAGCUGGGAGUGUCCAGGGUUCAAGUAUUCAGCGACUCCCGACUAGUGGUGGGACAAAUUACUGGGGAGUUUGAAGCAAAGGAAGAGAGGAUGAAAAGGUACCGGGACUUGUCCUUAGAAAUGUUGGGAAGGUUUGAGUUUAACCUUGAACACAUACCCCGGGCCCAGAAUGCCGAAGCUGAUGUUCUAUCCAAGCUUAGUGCAGAAUCACCAGAAUACAUAAGCCGAUUAGCAACUGUCGAAGAGUUGGCAGCUCCGAGUCUCAACAGAGAUGAAGUAAUUUGGAUAGCAGCGGAUCCCCCGGAAUGGUUGGACAGGUUGGCAAAAUACAUUGAGGACGGUGUAGCCCCGGAGGAUCCCCAAGAAGCACGUCUGUUGCGAAUGAGGGCACCCACCUACAAGGUGCAGGAUGGAGUCCUCUAUAAGCGAUCUUAUAACGGUGUUUUACUCUGCUGCCUCAGGGCAGCAGAGGCAAAGGUACUGAUGGAGGAAAUACACGAGGGAGUAUGUGCUGCACAUCAGGGUCCAUACUCUAUCUCUAGAAGGGCCAUUAUCCAGGGAUAUUUCUGGCCAACGAUGAGGAAGGAUUUCGAAGAGUACGUGCGCAAGUGCCCAACCUGUCAACAAUUUCAGAAUAUGCCCGGGAGGCCAGCCACGAACUACACGCCCAUCAGCUCUGUAAUUCCCUUCUCAAGAUGGGGAAUUGAUAUUGUGGGAGCCCUGCCAAAGGGAGUUGGACAGGCAAGGUGGAUAGUGGUGGCCAUUGAUUACUUUACCAAGUGGGUGGAAGCUGAACCACUUGCCGGGAUAACAGGAAGACAGAUGAUCGACUUCGUUGGAACCAAUAUACUUUGUAGGUUCGGGGUCCCGAAGCAGAUCAUAUCUGACAAUGGAACCCAGUUUGAGGAAGCAGAGUUUCAAGACUUCCUCAAAACAUGGGAAAUUCAGCAUACAAAAGUGUCUGUUGCCUACCCUCAGGCUAAUGGACAAGUGGAGAACGUCAACAGGACAAUCAUAGAUGGAAUAAAAAAGAAGCUGCUUUCAGAAGGAAGUAAAUGGGUGGAUGAACUACCCAGGAUCCUAUGGACAUACAAGACAACUCCAAGGAGAGCUACGGGUGACACUCCUUUCGGCUUAGCCUAUGGUUUCGAAGCCCGGGCUCCCGCUGAGGCAGUAAUCCCUACCCGGAGAGAGAUAGAAUAUGACCCGGAAAUAAAUGAACAGAAUCAAGCCAUAUAACUAAACUUCGUAGAGGAACGAAGGGAUGAAGCACGAGUCCGGGCAGAGAAUUAUCGUCGCCAGGUGAAAUCUUACUUUGAUAGUAGAGUAAAACCAAGGGAGUUCCAGGUGGGGGAUUACGUCCUGAGGAAGCGAGAGAAGAGUCAACCAACUAAGGGUGGGAAGCUGGCUAAGAAAUAUGAAGGACCUUA
Messenger RNA from Cuscuta campestris, 4576 nucleotides. The record is from the annotation of a GenBank genome assembly. NCBI's taxonomy places the organism in Eukaryota, Viridiplantae, Streptophyta, Magnoliopsida, Solanales, Convolvulaceae.